AUGGAUGUCCCAGCUGCCGCUAACGCCCUGGGCACACUGGGCGCACUCAUCCCGCAAAUCAUCAUCAACUACCGUCGCCACAAUGCGACCGGCCUGCAACCCUCCAUGAUGAUGCUCUGGGCCUGGGCCGGUGUGCCGUUGGGUGUCUACAACAUUGUCGAGGACUUCAACAUCGCCCUUCGCAUCCAGCCCCAGAUUCUGACGUUCCUAAGUCUGGCAACCUGGAUCCAGUGCUGCUACUACGAACGGAACUGGUCCGUCCUCCGUUCCCUCGCGGUCGUGACUCCCAUCGCGGCCGUCAUGGCCGGGAUCCAGGCAGCUCUCGUCUUCGCUCUGCGCAUCCCCAAGUCCCGCGGCACCGAGUGGCCGAUGAUCGUCAUGGCCGUGCUCUCCGCGGCCCUCCUCGCCGCCGGCGUGCUGCGGCAUUAUUGGGACAUCUACGUCCACCGCACCGUCCGCGGCAUCUCGUUCAUCUUCGUCGCGAUCGACGCCGCUGGAGACGUCUUCUCGCUUGCGUCAAUCUUCUUCCAGCCUUCCGUUGACAUACUCGGUGUCAUUAUCUACGCCACCGAAUUCGUACUCUGGUGCGGCGUGUUCGCCUGCGGUGGAUACUACAACUUUUUGCCGUGGUUCCGGAAGAAAAUGCUUGCGAAGGAGGAUGCCGGACGUCCCAGUCCCGCGGAAGUGAACUCAAACCAUGCAGACGACGUUUCGGCAGGCAAUGGAAUUGCACUGCACGAUAUGCCCUCUUCAACAUCCGUCUUUCGCACCGCUUCUGGCGAGGAGCCUGGCCUUCGCUCCAGGGCUAUCACGUCUCGCGCCAGUCAAACUGAUAACACAGACUGA
Molecule: messenger RNA, 846 nt
Organism: Colletotrichum chrysophilum
Lineage: Eukaryota; Fungi; Ascomycota; Sordariomycetes; Glomerellales; Glomerellaceae
Exons: 3
Coding region: 1-846 (281 amino acids)
Source: RefSeq, a predicted model, not a curated record